Uranotaenia lowii is the source of this 1949-nucleotide messenger RNA. RefSeq lists its product as uncharacterized. The record is from RefSeq and is a predicted model, not a curated record. The transcript is spliced from 2 exons. NCBI's taxonomy places the organism in Eukaryota, Metazoa, Arthropoda, Insecta, Diptera, Culicidae. The coding region runs from base 712 to 1092 and encodes 126 amino acids.
UAAAGUGCAUAAGCCAAAAUUUUCAAUGUUUUCCGUUACGAAAAUUUGGUUUUUCUCCAAAAACCAAAUUUUCGUAAAUCAAGUCUGGAGUUAUGUAGCAGUCGCUCGUUUGAAAAUUUUAGAACAUAAGAUCCAAUUCUCGAAAUCGACCAAACUAUAUUGGAUCCGCCUUAAUGUACUCUCUGUUUGAUUCCUUUUUCAAUCCGAUCAACCGAUUGGUCGAUUUGUGGCUCAGGAUGGCUCGCUUUACAGUCGAUUUCGACAAUGGUUCGAAAAGUUUUGGAAAGAGACGGAUAGGACCAAAGAAAGUAUGUAAAACGCGCCGCUCGCUAGAUUCGUAAGUUUCCCGAAGAUUUCUAAAGAAUGCUCGGGAAAUGACGUACUUCCGCUAAGGUUGUAGGUCCGAGGUCAUUGGCCCUGAACUGAGGAUACACGCUGCAGUUCACUUUGAUCUCGGCAGUUAUCGCGAGUGGAAGUCAGUUGAUCGCGUUUAGAAUUCUUUUUAAAAAAACUUAGAGUUUUGAAACGGUAAUAUAAGUGGCGAAUAUUAAGAUUCCGAAGCUUAUUUCAUUUAUUUUUAUUUCCCAGCUAGUGCCAAUAUAGCUGGUAAGAAUAGGGCUAGAUUAACAGUGCGUGUUUUUAACUAAAAUCCAGGUAAAGUCGUGCUAAAUCUUGAACCAUUCACCGUGCGUGUGCUAACCAUUAUGCCGUAUGGCCAUACAUAGUUUCGCCCUACAAUCAGCUAACGAGGCCUUCCACUAUACGUCAACCGGAAUUGCCGAAGAUCAGCGGAAGAACCAACGGGACGCCAGCGACAGCCGCCACCCACGCUAUCGUUCACGCCACGGUUCAAACCAUCCGACCAACAUCCAAUUCUGCCAAGCUACCAGGGGAGCAGAAUCAGCCAGCAGCAUUUGUUCUGCCAGCCAUCCGUCUACGUCACACUCCAUCCCAGCUUACCAUCAAUCACCGAGAGCGAAUCGCCGCCGGUCGGCUACGUCAUCGUUCGAUCAGCCGAGAGCCGGAGUCCGCGGACUGCGAUACAUCGACCACGCUGUACUCUCUAUAUGGUGCAGCGUGGGGUUUUCUUAGCGUCCAUGAAAGACGCCACUGAAAUUUGCGCAUAUUAAAAAUCAUGAUUUUUCGGAUCCUGUAAAUUCAGGCCCAACAUUGAAUAUUAGGCUGUGUGGAGCAUAAAGUAUGCAUACGUAAUUUAUAGACGCCCACACAGCCCAUCUCUACCACUCGAGUGCCGGCAGCGUUACGCUUUUCUGCCGGACAAGAUAUGGCCCGUUAGCACCAACGGUUCAAGUUUUCGUUAAUCUAUUUUUGCACGCACUGGAAUAGGAGGAAAAUGCUAGAAUAAGAAGAAGAUAGUUCUAAUAAGAUGAUUAACGUACAUCACACGCUACGAAUAAUAACACAUGCAUUAUGAACGACACGAAUUUGAAAUUAUCCUACUAUUAAGAAUAAAAAUCCCCACAUCGAUGUAAUCACACUAAAACGUUUAAAUACAAUUCUUAAUGCCUCCUAAUAAAUGUUUUGGGUAGAAGAAUUUUGAUGUCUCGUCACUUUCGCGUAACGAAUUCCUUGCCCGACGCCACGUGCGUCUAUUUGAAUUGGGCUUUUCUGCUUCCACGACCGUUAGCGUGUUGGUUUAGAGUUUUCUGGGGCCCAAUGAUGAGUAACUCAGGUAUGAGUGACCUCUUACCGUGUAUUUGCUAGGGAUCUUGGGGUGAUUUGGGCAAUCUAAUGAGUGAGUCCAAGAUAUUUUCUUGAGUUUUACACCACAUUCAUUGUCAGCCUAUCUGAAUCGGUCCUUAUAACAUUUCUGACUAUCUUCGGGACCUGCCCAGAAGAGAGUCUCAGCCGGGCAAACAAACCGUGGUGUGUAGUCUCCGGAAACGGAGUGGCGCAAAAGCUAUACGCUUAAAGGGGAUCGACCAGAG